Molecule: messenger RNA, 5264 nt
Organism: Pelecanus crispus (Dalmatian pelican)
Lineage: Eukaryota; Metazoa; Chordata; Aves; Pelecaniformes; Pelecanidae
Source: RefSeq, a predicted model, not a curated record
AUGUCAAAAAUUAGAAGGAAGGUCACAGUGGAAAAUACCAAGACCAUAUCCGAUAGCACAUCCCGAAGACCCAGUGUGUUUGAAAGGCUUGGACCCAGCACUGGAAGUACUGCAGAGACACAGUGCCGUAACUGGCUGAAGACUGGCAACUGCCUCUAUGGGAACACAUGUAGAUUCGUACAUGGCCCUUCACCACGAGGUAAAGGCUAUAGCAGCAGUUAUAGAAGAUCACCAGAAAGACCCACUGGAGAUCUUCGGGAAAGAAUGAAGAACAAACGUCAAGACGUUGAGGCAGAGCCACAGAAACGAAGUACAGAGGAAUCAUCCUCUCCUGUUAGGAAAGAGUCUUCACGAGGAAGACAUAGAGAAAAGGAGGAUAUCAAAAUUACAAAGGAGAGAACACCAGAAAGUGAAGAGGAAAAUGGGGACUGGGAAACAAAUAGAGAAGACUCAGAUAAUGGAGAUGUUAAUUAUGAUUAUGACCAUGAGCUGUCUUUGGAAAUGAAGCGCCAAAAGAUUCAGAGAGAACUCAUGAAGCUGGAACAGGAAAACAUGGAGAAACGAGAGGAAAUAGUCAUUAAAAAAGAGAUUUCUCCAGAGGUGGUUAGAUCUAAAUUAUCACCAUCGCCAUCACCAAGAAAGUCUAGCAAAUCUCCAAAACGAAGAUCCAGUCCAAAAUCAUCUUCUUCAGCUAGUAAGAAAGAUAAGAAAGCAUCUGCUGUAUCUUCCCCGCUUUUGGAUCAGCAGAGGAGUUCUAAAAGUAACCAGAGUAAAAAGAAAGGUCCUCGUACCCCUAGUCCUCCUCCUCCAGUGCAAGAGGAAACUCCCCUGGGGAAAAAACACAAAGAAAAACAUAAAGCAAAAGAACGUUCAGAAGAAAAAGCAAGGGAGGUGAAAGAGAGAGGGCGUGACUUUGAAAGGCACAAGGAGAAAAAAGAGAAACAGAGGGAUCCCUCUGAAAGCUCCCAUAGACAGAAGCGUUCUCCUAGUCCUGCAGAUCAUUCUGGCAGUAAUUCUUCCCCUUCCAGGGAGUAUUCACCGCCUGCUGCAAGGCGAAGACAAACCUCCCGAGCUCCAGCCAAGUCAACCACUCACAAACAUAACUUCUCACCCUCUCGCAGGUCUGCUUCCCCAUCAGGUCAGCAUCAUUCUCCCAUAUCUUCCAGGCAUCACUCCUCUUCGUCACAGUCAGGCUCCUCUGUUCAAAGACAUUCUCCUUCCCCACACCGCAAAAGAACUCCUUCUCCAUCCUAUCAAAGGACAGCUUCCCCGCCUGCAAGGCGAUCAUCUUCUCCCUAUCCCCCACACUCUUCCUCUCCUCCUCAGAGGAAGCGAAGCCCUUCGAGACACCGAUCUCCUGGAAGAGAAAAGGGAAGACAUGAUCGUGAUCGGACUUCACAGUCUCAUGAUAGGCGCCACGAAAGGCGGGAUGAAACGAGAGGGAAAAGGGAAAAAGAAAGAGAAACAAGAGAUGAUCGUGAUUAUGACCAGGAGCAGAGUACCUCCAGGGAUCACAGAGAUGACAGAGAGUCUCGUGAUGGAAGAGAUCGGAGGGAGACAAGAGACAACAGAGAUCGGAGGGAGCCAAGGGAAUCCAGAGACACUCGAGACUCCAGAGAUACGAGGGAUUAUAGCAGAGACACCAAAGAUAGUCGUGAUCAGAGAGACUCACGCUCCACUCGAGAUUCCCAUGACUACAGAGACAGAGAGAGUCGCGAUGCCCAUAAAAAGGAUGACCAGUAUCAGGAGGACUCGCGCAGCUAUGGAAGAUCCCAUGGCAGAGAGGAGAGCUCUCGUGCUGAAACAAGGAAUGACUCCAGAAGUGACUCCAGAAAUGAGAGCAGAAGUGAUAGAACUGGCAGAAGUCGAGGCAGAGGUCCAGAAUUAUCUGACAAGGGGAGUCGGGGGACUAGAGGAUCCCAGGUUGAUGGUCACAGCAGUAGUGGAAACUACCAUGACAGCUGGGAAUCAAGGAGUAGCUACACUGAUCGGGAUCGCUAUGACAGUCGAGAACAAGCAAGGGAUUCCUCCUUUGAAAGAAGGCAUGGUGACCGGGACAGGCGUGACAACAGAGAAAGAGAUCAGAGAGCAAGCUCCCCGGUACGACAUCAAGGACGAAGCGAUGACCUCGAGCGGGAUGAAAGAAGAGAAGAGCGAAGGGUAGAUCGGUCUGAUGAUAGGAGAGAUGAAAGGGCCCGGGAGAGAGAGCGAGAAAGGGAGAGGGACCGAGAGAGGGAGAGAGAGCGAGACCGGGAAAGAGAGAGGGAGAAGGAAAGAGAGUUGGAACGAGAUCGUGCUCGGGAGAGGGAGAGGGAGAGGGAGAGAGAGCGGGACAAAGACAGGGACCGCGAGCGUGACCGAGACAGGGACCAUGACAGGGAAAGGGAACGAGAGAGGGAGAGGGAGAAGGAGCGAGAGCGAGAGCGGGAGGAACGAGAAAGGGAGCGAGAGCGUGAAAGAGAUCGAGAGCGGGAACGAGAAAGGGAGAGAGGUCGGGACAGGGAUAAAGAAAGAGACCGCCAGAGAGACUGGGAUGACAAAGAAAAAGGAAGGGAAGACCGCAGGGAUAAGAGAGAAGAUAUCCGAGAAGAAAGAAGUUCAAGAGAUGUCCAUGAGGAAAGAAAAUCCAAGAAGCGUCACAGAAAUGAAAGUAGUCCAAGUCCUCGUCCAUCACCCAAACGUCGCCGUGAGCACUCUCCUGAUAGUGAUGCUUACAACAGUGGAGAGGAUAAAAAUGAAAAGCACAGACUUCUGAGCCAGGUUGUGCGGCCACAGGAAUCCCGGUCACUGAGUCCCUCUCACGUUACAGAAGAGCGGCAGAGUCGCUGGAAAGAAGAAGAGCGAAAAUCGGACAGAAAGGAAAGCUCCCGGCGUUAUGAAGAACCAGAGUUUAAAGAGAGGGUUUCUUCAGCAGAUAAGCAAAGAGAGCAGCCAGAUGCUUCAGAAGGCUCCCGGUCCAGGGUUCAGGAAAAUCUUGGACACCGUCCUUCUGAAGAAAGAGAUGCUUCUGAUAGAAUGCAUGAUGACAGUAAGAAGAAGUCUAAAGUACAGAAAAAGGCCACAAAGAAGAAGAAAGAUGAUGACAGUGGGGUGGAAAGGUAUGCUAAUGAAUCAACAACUGAGGAAAGCCAGGUCUUUUCACCCAAGAAAGGUCAAAAAAAGAAAAAUGUAGAGAAAAAGCGGAAGAGGUCCAAGGGUGAUUCUGAAGUUUCCGAUGAAGAAAUUGUUCCACAUCAUAAAAAGAAGAAAGGCCCAAGAACUCCCCCUGUAACAAAAGAAGAAUUGGUUGAAGCACCACCUGAGAAAGCUGUGGCAGAAGUCCCCCCAAAAAGAGAAGAUACAACAUUUAGUGACUGGUCAGAUGAAGAUGUUCCUGAACGCGGUGACAUUGUUGUUCCAGAAAGAAGCACUGAGGACUCCCAUAGAAAAAGUCACAGGACGAGGGGUGAAAAAGUGGAAGUCCCUCAUGUUACUAUAGACGAUGGACCACACCGUAAACCCGUGGAUCAGAAGCGCAGCAGCAGCCUUGGUAGCAAUCGGAGCCAUGCCUCAAGUAGACUUAGAUCCCCUUCCAAUGAGUCAGCUCAUCGCAGUGGAGAUGACCAGACUGGACGGAAGAGGAUCCUGCACAGUAGCUCUAGAGACAGGGACAGGGAGAAGAAAAGCUUAGAAAUCACUGGAGAGCGGAAGUCCAGAAUUGAUCAGUUGAAACGAGGGGAACCCAGUCGCAGCACAUCUUCAGAUCGUCAAGAUUCAAGAAGCCACAGUUCAAGAAGAAGUUCUCCUGAAUCAGAUCGUCAGGUCCAUUCGAGAUCUGGGUCCUUUGACAGCAGGGAAAGGCUUCAGGAGCGAGAUCGACAUGAACAUGAUCGAGAACGAGAGAGAGACAGGAGAGAGGGAAGACAGAGAGACUGGGACCGAGAUGUUGACAAAGACUGGCCGAGGAGCAGGGAACGAGAGAGACUCAGAGAACGAGAGAGGGAGAGGGAGAAAAGACGGGAGCUGGACAGAGAGAGAGACAGACAACUACCUGAUACUGCUGAAAGAGAGAGAGACAGAACUCUUGACAUCUCCUCUCAAAAAGAAUCAACAAAACACAGUGAAACGAAACUGGACAGAGAUCACGAAAAGGAAUUCGAUGGUGUUUGUCGCGAUUCAGUGGCUUCUGAGAAGGAACGAACAGACAAAGAUUUAGGACCUUUACAAAGUUUUGAAGACGGGAAUGACACCGAAAAGGUAGAGAGUUUAGAAGGAGGAGAAGAUGAAGCAAAGAUCGAUGAUGUACAGUCACUGGGGUCUGGUGCAGGAGAAUACGAGCCAAUCAGUGAUGAUGAACUGGAUGAAAUUCUGGCAGGUGAUGCUGAAAAGCGGGAGGAUCAACAGGAGGAUGAGAAGAUGCCUGGUAAAAAUCCUGUGGAUGUUAUAGAUGUAGAUUGGUCCAGUCUUAUGCCAAAGCAGCCAAAAGAACCACGGGAGCCUGGGGCUGCGCUCUUAAAGUUCACACCAGGUGCCGUUAUGUUGAGAGUUGGCAUUUCCAAGCGCUUGGCAGGACCAGAACUCUUCACCAAAAUUAAAGAGACUUGCCAGAGAGCGUUAGAAAAACCUAAAGAUGCAGAAAGCCUUUUUGAACAUGAACUGGGGGCCUUGAACAUGGCUGCACUUCUACGAAAAGAAGAGAGAGCAGGUCUUCUCAGUAAUCUGGGUCCUUGCUGUAAAGCACUGUGCUUUCGAAGGGAUUCUGCAAUUCGUAAGCAGCUAAUGAAGAAUGAAAAGGGUGCAACAAAACAAACUUACACAAAUUCUGCAGCAAUGGACAGUGACUUGUUACGGUUGAGUCUACGGUUAUUCAAACGAAAGACUGUGUGCCAAGUUCCUGGGCAGGAGAAGACAGAAGAUAGUAAAAUUCCCCAGCCAGCUAUCCAGCAAGAAGUGUGUGUGUCUUGAGCCAAUGACCGUGGUGGCACUUCCUAGUUGAUGUCCCACUGCCAGUGUUGGUAUUGAUGUUUAGAACUGGUUGGUUGGAAAGCAGCUGUAGAAGAUGGAAGAAAAUACUCCGUUUGUACACAGAUAAGAAUUGUUGGGUUUGGAUGUGAAUAAAAGGGGUAAAAAAUAAAGACUUCUGUGUGAAGUUCUCUGCAAGUUUUAUAAUACUGAAUCUUACACUGUAACAUAAGCCUGUUUUAUGGUGCAUCAAGUGUAAUAAUGUGAAGAUGUCUGGUUUUAGCAGUUUAUAACACCACCUGAUAUUAAACUGAAGAAAACUG